Penicillium olsonii is the source of this 3018-nucleotide messenger RNA. Lineage: Eukaryota; Fungi; Ascomycota; Eurotiomycetes; Eurotiales; Aspergillaceae. The record is from the annotation of a GenBank genome assembly.
AUGUCGUUCCUCUUCAGCCGCCGUCGCUCUCAGUCGGACGCAGCACCCCCGCACCAUGAAACGCAGAGACCCUCACUUGCGCAUCGCCGGAUCCCAUCUGGUCGCCAUGUAGACGAUCAUUCCGAGAGAGGCCUCCGAGGCCUUUUACGAAGACACAGUGGGAGUGUGUCACCGCUGGAUAUACCUGCGCAUGAUCACAUACAGAAAGGUGCACCGCCUGUCCCGACGCCGGCUAGUAACCAGCGCCCCCCUGGCAAAGAGUCCGCCCGGAGCCCUCGGAGCCCUCGCCCGGACGAGACUCCCACAGCUGGAGAGCAUUGCGAGCCAAAACAGCCCGGAAACAUACAAGACUUUCUCGAGAACAGACUAGACACGGCGAGCAAGCCGCACGAUAGCGCAUUUAGCAAAGCGCCCAGUCCGUCGGAUCGUGGCACGCUCACAAAGAACGAAGUCAAGGCGCUGCUAUCAGGGGCGCCUCACUUUCUUCUCGAAAGAGGCAAACAUAAGCGAUUUUAUCCCCAGGUGAUUUUCCCUUGGGACGAACAAAACGCGGUGGUCCAACACAUGUGGGAUCGCAAGCCACUACCACAUGCAUCCUUUACACUCAGUACACUUCACGCUCAUCUACCGGUCCCGGAUGACUGGGUCGUCAAAGGGGGUGUUCCAAUCCAGGCAUACGACUGGCGCCGGACAGAUGCUACGAACAGAGCUACAUUCGACAUUGGUAUCUUCGAAGUGCCCAACAUGCUAUCUAAUAAUGGGAAGGAGCCCGGUACUGUAGGGUUUCGACAUUUCCUCGAGUUACCUGUAUCUGAUGCUGUGCGAUUCACCGGACCCGAAGAGCCCAAAAGGCCCGAGUAUAUGCGUCAGAUAUCUACUAUGGGCGCCACCGAAGCAUUUGAACUAAUGGAAGGCUACAACAAACCCUAUUCCCAGUGCCAGAGCGGCGCAGUGUUCGAUCGACACCGACUGAUCUCCGAGGGACCUGAAGCCUGGAAGCGCAUUGGCGUACGAGACAUCAAUCUUCGAUCUCUCGUGCAAAGACUGGAACAUCUGCGUCAGUUCCGGGAAGACAUGCUUCGUGAAGGAUCAACGAAAACAAUCCUAGACAUCGAGAGCCCCCGCCAGCUUCACGACUCUUUACACACACGCUUCCUCCACCCACACCCUCCGCCCGCCGACAUUCUCGCAGGUCAUCCCGAAAGCAUCAAAUCGCAAAUCAAGACGCUGGCAGUCGUGCUGGCCACACCAGGCGCAUGGAUCAAUUUCAGUCUACCUGAAUGGCGGUUCCGGGCCGGGCAGGUUCUCUGGGAGGCCUCGCAGCAUGGCGAUGGGGAUUGUCUCACGCCCACGUCAGGAACCAAGACAGGAACCGGCGAGGGAUUGAGUGAGAGCCUCAUCAAGUCUGGGAUGGAGCGGAAGUGGCUUCUGAUUCAACUGCUGCUUUCCGCGGAACUGCUUCUUCGCUUGGAUGCGUUUGUGCGAGUCGAUAUGCUGCAUGAUCCGCACGGUGGCAACAUCACUGUCCAGGAGCUCCGACAAUUCGAGAAAUUGCGAGAAGGGAAGGUGAAUUGGGAUCUGGUUGUUGUGCGACGGUUCCUGAAUAGUCUUGAUAUCUCUUGUCCGUCACCACCAACACCGGACAGCGCCCGGUCGAAGCCUUCGCCCAAAUCGCCGGAGAAAGGCCAUCGGUUUGCAUUCCUCGAAGCACUUACCCGGAAGAGCUCCUUGCCUGUCGGGGACCUGCAGUCUGCGUGGGAUUGUCAGCUGAGCUCGACGCAUGUCCGGCAGCAGCUCGAGGGACUGUAUGUUUUUGCGGAAAACAUUGGAUGGCCGAGAAUCGCUGAGUUGAAGACUACCAUGGAAGUCAAACUUGGAGAUUGCACGAGCCCGGUGCUGCCGGCGUUGAUCGUUGACAGGUGGGGUCAGGGAAACAUUUCCCUGACCCCGUCACUGGCCAGGGCAGAUAUGUACACGCGAGACCCCUGUCGGCGCCGCGUGAAGCUUAAUGGCUCCGAUCCGACACAGCCUCAGUCCCUAGGCUGGAUCUCGCGCACAUGGCUCUCUGGUUUCGUGAUUCCCGGUGAGGGAAUUAGCCAUCUGCUGAUGGCGACGAUCUUGGAGAACGAUGUCGCGGCUCUCGAUCAACUGGGUACGACUGCUAGUCUGUAUGGAGGGUUCACCCUUGGUGAGCGGAGCUGGUGGAGCAAAGCCUGCAUCAUUGGACGUGUCUUGUCCAGUUUGACUGGAGCUAGUACAUGCAUGGGGUGGAUUGGCAGUGACAUGGUCCCUCGCCAUGCGACUACACUGGAGAUUCUCGAGAGUGGCUGGUUCGAGCUCACUGUCGAAGAGGUUCAGCGGUGUUCGAGCAAACCCCGAAUCAAGCAGGGCGCUAGGCUCGCCUUGGAAUCAUCUCCAUUAGGCACCGCAGACAUCACCGCCGAGGCCUUUACACUCCCCAGAGACCCCGAGCCAAGCCCAGCCUGCAGGGUGGCAACCCAAUCUCUCACACUUUCAACCAAUGAGGCGUCGCAAGAGAAAGGUGUCUUAGUUGCCCACGAGGCUUCUAUCUCGUUCUCUAUCGCGAGCUCCGUGGAUGAGCCAAUUACAGUGUCCUUCCCCCUGAAAUACAACGUGCGCUUCGUCUCCGCCCACCAAUGUUGUCCGCCGCUGGGAGUCUUUCACCGAGGCUACGAUCAGAAGGAAUCGCACGCAUCCACAAAGUAUACCAGAUUGACAGGACAUCCUUUGCACCAGUCAUAUCCAUACGAGUACGUGCCAUUGGGGUUACUCGCCACUACCUCGGCACCCCCACCAUCACAAGACACCGAGACAUUCCCGGAGAUUAUGGUCAUUGAUGCGCGCGGCGACCGAGAUAGAGAGACCUUUGCGCGGGCGUGGUGUGCUUAUGUUGGUUGUCAUGCCAUCAUCGGUCGAUGUGGGCGAACCUGUGUCGCAUGUUGUAUCAGACAAGCCCGUGCUGUCGAUGUACGGGUAGUCGUGCGCGUAAGCGAUUAA